Molecule: messenger RNA, 1068 nt
Organism: Triticum urartu
Lineage: Eukaryota; Viridiplantae; Streptophyta; Magnoliopsida; Poales; Poaceae
Gene: CCOAOMT1
Product: S-adenosyl-L-methionine-dependent methyltransferases superfamily protein
Molecular function (GO): O-methyltransferase activity; S-adenosylmethionine-dependent methyltransferase activity
Source: RefSeq, a predicted model, not a curated record
CUAUAUAACCCGCGCGUCGAGUCUCUUCCCGGCAACCUCGUCAAUCCAAUCACCCACCCAACCAACCACCUCUGCACGCGCAGCCCAGAUCUCGGCCCCUUCCCUUCCUCGGACCAAGCACCAGCAAUGGCCACCACGGCAGCCGACGCCACGGCCGCGGCGCCCAAGGACCAGCCCGCCAACGGUUCCGAGCAGGUCACGCGCCACUCCGAGGUCGGCCACAAGAGCCUGCUCCAGAGCGACGCCCUCUACCAGUACAUCCUGGAGACGAGCGUGUACCCGCGCGAGCACGAGUGCAUGAAGGAGCUCCGCGAGAUCACCGCCAACCACCCAUGGAACCUGAUGACGACGUCGGCGGACGAGGGCCAGUUCCUCAACAUGCUGCUCAAGCUCAUCGGCGCCAAGAAGACCAUGGAAAUCGGCGUCUACACCGGCUACUCCCUCCUCGCCACCGCGCUCGCCAUCCCCGACGACGGCACCAUCUUGGCCAUGGACAUCAACCGCGAGAACUACGAGCUGGGGCUGCCGUGCAUCGAGAAGGCCGGCGUGGCGCACAAGAUCGACUUCCGCGAGGGCCCGGCGCUGCCGGUGCUGGACGCGCUGCUGGAGGACGAGGCCAACCACGGCACCUUCGACUUCGUCUUCGUGGACGCCGACAAGGACAACUACCUCAACUACCACGAGCGCCUCAUGAAGCUCGUCAAGCUCGGCGGCCUCCUCGGCUACGACAACACGCUCUGGAACGGCUCCGUCGUGCUCCCCGCCGACGCCCCCAUGCGCAAGUACAUCCGCUACUACCGCGACUUCGUCCUCGACCUCAACAAGGCCCUCGCCGCCGACCAGCGCGUCGAGAUCUGCCAGCUCCCCGUCGGCGACGGCAUCACCCUCUGCCGCCGCGCCAAGUGAACCACGUAACCCGUCUCCGCCGCUCCGCCAUAGACGCCAAGAACAAGAAUUAAUUAAUUACUCCCCAUUUUGUCUUUCCUGCUCGCCUUCUGUACUCUAUAUCUAUCUUCUGCAAUUCGUAUAAAGAUUUCUCCAGACAAACGAUUAAUAUUGGUACUCCUA